CCUGCUUGGUGGCUUCUCCGCUAUAAAUAUUUAUUUAAAAACCAACGAACAACAACAACAAAAAAAUCCUCCGGUCUCCAGCAAGUUUCUCGGUAGGACACGCACGCACCUUUCCACAGGAAAAUCUGAUUAAAUCGAGGCCGGACCCCUUCCCCUCAGGCCAGUUGCUCACAGGAGAGCAAGUCUGUUCAGCCCUUGUACUGCUGGACACCUCAGUAGCUGCGGGGCAAACUGGGCAGGUUCGAGCAGGGCUGUGCUGGUCUCCUAGCGACCUGGGAAGCCGUGGGCUAACACACCACUCACGACCCAGCAGUGGUCCUGCAGCCAGCGGCGUCAUGGCGGAGCGUGGGCAGCCGACGAUGUUGGCUCUGAGGCUGUUGCAGGAGCCCCGGAACUGCGGGCGGUACCUGGAGAACCUGCCUUCCAAGUGUCUCAUGAGGCACAAGAGGCUGAAGUUCCCCGGAUUCAUGAACAGUCGGCGCUGGGUGUUCCUGAGAGAGGGACUGGAUGACUUCCGGAAAGGCUGCCCCCCACACCAGCGCCCCAAGGGCGUCCUUCUGCCUCAUAUUCAUCACAGACUUCCCCAAGCUAUCCCCAAGAAGACGCAGAAUGGACUGCCCAAGGGGGAAGCCCUGUCGUCCAAGCUUUCACAAGCAAGGAAGACAUUCUUAGAGGACACAGAGGAUCACAUGGCCCUGCACCCCCUGGCUCUCCACCCCCAUCUGCAAGAAGCUCUGCCUGCUGAGCUCUUACUGCAGGUGCUGGACGUACUCGACCCUGAGAAGAAGUUGGUGGACACAUGGGCUCAUUGUCAGGAUACCAAAAAAUUAUUGAAGGAACCCACAAAGCUUGUAGAAAAAUGUUCUUCUCAAGCGUGCCUACCCAAGAAGAUGCCGGUGUCACAUUCAGGCCAGUGGCUUUGCAAAGAAAAGCCAAACAAAGUGAAUUCGCUCUAUAAGGACAGCCUCCUCCAUGACAACAUACGCAGAGGAGUCCAAGACUUCUGCGACUGGGCCAAGGCUCUUGGAUGUCCACCCAUUGAUGAAGAGUUCAUCCUGCAGCAGUUUGACAUUGAUUAUCAGACCAGACACGGCUGUGAGGCACUUCAUGGGAGGAGGAUUCAGGACAAACCCUUUGUCGAUGGCCAACCUUCCCUGAAAGAGCACGGUGGGCGCCGGAAGGAACCCUAGUCCUCUGAAAGAGCAAAACCUCAUAAGCCCAAGCGGGUGAAGAUGAGGUAUGGAGCCUGGUAUCUGAAGACCAAGCUGUGGAAGAAGCAAAGAGCAGAUGAACCCUUGGUAGAUCCCAAGAUCUCACACAAAGCUCAAGAUGCUAACUUUCAAAAGCAUCUUCAGGAGCAGGCGGUGCUGCUCCUAGGCCUGCACGGAACCACUGCCUUUAAGGACUUCCUUCUGAGCAGGGGUUACAGGAUGUCCAGGUUCCUUGAGAAGAUAUAUGCUGAGGAGAGAGGUAAAUUUGAAAUUACUAAGACUCCUAAAAAGCUCACCCCGACAGAGAGGAACCCUGAGAGAAGAUGAGGCGCUUUUAUUGACUGCAUGCUUAGGCACUGCUCCAUUAUUUUCAUUAAGUAGGAUAUGGUAAGUGCCCACUAUGGAAACUUCAACCAGGCAACAUCUAUAAAUAUAAAACCAGGCAUGGUUCUAAAUGGCUUUCUAAAUGCCUUAAUCGAUUUUCGCACUCUUUUAUUUAUGUAUAGUUGGGUAUGUCUGCAUAUGGGUAUGUACACACGGGUCCUCAGAGGCCAGAUGUGUUGAGUCCCCUGGAGCUGUAGUUACAGGCAAUCAUGAGCUACUAUGUGGGUUCUGGGAAUUGAACCUUGGCCCUCUGGAAGAGCAGAAGUACUUUUAAACCCUGAUGGAUCUCUCUGGCCCCCUUUAAUCAAUGUUUUGUUUGCUUGGUUCUUUUUUUUUUUUUUUGGCUUUUGCUCUUCUUCAGGCAGAGUUUUGCUAUGUAGCCCAGGCUGACCUCUAAUUAGUCACCCUCCCCCCCUCCCCACUCCCACCUUAGCCUCUCAGAGGCUAGUGUUAUAGCUGUCCACCAGCAUAUCUGCCUUAGCAUUUUGUGUUCUACCAACUAUGGAUAUUCAUGUAUAGUCUUCUCACUUGUGUUAUGAAAAUUACAUAAGUAUAUUCAUUCUUUGAAAAAUAAAAUAAAAUCUUAAAUAAA
Mesocricetus auratus (golden hamster) is the source of this 2187-nucleotide messenger RNA. RefSeq names its product family with sequence similarity 47 member E (gene Fam47e). The transcript has 9 exons. Lineage: Eukaryota; Metazoa; Chordata; Mammalia; Rodentia; Cricetidae. The record is from RefSeq and is a predicted model, not a curated record.